Molecule: messenger RNA, 723 nt
Organism: Ylistrum balloti
Lineage: Eukaryota; Metazoa; Mollusca; Bivalvia; Pectinida; Pectinidae
Exons: 1
Coding region: 1-723 (240 amino acids)
Molecular function (GO): transferase activity
Source: RefSeq, a predicted model, not a curated record
AUGGUUUGGUUGUGGGGGCGGUGGUUUGGUUGUGGGGGCGGUGGUGAUUGUGAGGGCGGUGGUUUGGUGGUUGUGGGGGCGGUGGUGGUCGUUGGGGCGGUGGUGGUUGUGGGGACGGUGGUGGUUGUGGCGGCGGUGGUGAUUGUAGGGGCUAUGGUUUGGUUGUGGGGGCGGUGGUAUGGUUGUGGCGGCGGUGGCUGUGAGGGCGGUGGUGGUUGGAGGACGGUGGUGGUUGUGGCGGCGGUGGUUGUUGUGGGGGCGGUGGUGGUUGUGGAGGCGAUGGUGAUUGUAGGGGUGGUUGUGGGGGCGGUGGUGGUUGUAGGGGUGGUGGUGGUUGUUGGGGCGAUGGUGUGGUUGUGGGGGCGGUGGUGUGGUUGUGGGGGCGGUGGUGGUUGUGGGUGUGAAGGCGAUGGUGUGGGUGUGGGGGUGGUGGUGGUUGUGGUGGCGGUGGUGUGGUUGGGGGGCGGUGGUUUUUGUGGCGGCGGUGGUGGUUGUGGGGGCGGUGGUGGUUGUGUUGGCGGUUGUGGUUAUGGCGGCGGUGUUGGUUGUGGGGACGGUGGUGUGGAUGUGGGAGCGGUGGUGGUUGUUUGGGCGGUGGUGGGUAUGGCGGCGAUGGUGGUUGUGGGGCAGUGGUUUGGUUGUGGGGGCGGUGGUGGUUGUGGCGGCGGUGGUGGUUGUGGGGGCGGUGAUGGUUUUGGCGGCGGUGAAGGUUGUUUUAGUUAA